Molecule: messenger RNA, 1835 nt
Organism: Notolabrus celidotus (New Zealand spotty)
Lineage: Eukaryota; Metazoa; Chordata; Actinopteri; Labriformes; Labridae
Gene: gyg1b
Product: glycogenin 1b
Exons: 7
Coding region: 127-1092 (321 amino acids)
Cellular component (GO): cytoplasm
Molecular function (GO): glycosyltransferase activity
Source: RefSeq, a predicted model, not a curated record
CUGCGACUUGCUACUGUCAUACUAGUAUAAAUCCUCCUCUGUAUAUUCAGGCAGUCCUUCUCUGCACGCUAAGCUGCAGUGUCGUCAAGUCCAGGCUACAAAGUAGCUUCAACUUCUUCUUCAGUCAUGGCAGACCAGGCUUUUGUGACGUUGGCUACCAAUGACAGCUAUGCUCGUGGUGCCAUGGUUUUGGGCAAGUCCCUCCGCAACCACAACACUUCCAAGAAGCUGGUGGCUCUCGUUGGUCCACAUGUGUCAGAUCCAUGCCAGUGUGUGCUGAAGAGGAUCUUUGACGAGGUGAGGGUGGUGAACGUGCUGGACAGUGGCGACACGGCGCACCUUGCCAUGAUGAAAAGGCCUGAUCUGGGUGUCACCUUCACCAAGCUCCACUGCUGGACGCUGACACAUUACUCCAAAUGUGUUUUCAUGGAUGCAGACACACUGGUGCUCUCAAAUAUAGAUGAGCUGUUUGACCGGGAAGAGUUGUCGGCUGCUCCUGACCCCGGUUGGCCUGACUGCUUCAACUCCGGUGUGUUCGUUUUUCGUCCUUCCAACGAGACUUACGGCAAACUGCUUCAGUAUUGUACGGAACACGGCAGCUUUGAUGGAGGUGACCAAGGUGUUUUGAAUGGCUAUUUCAACAACUGGGCAACAGCCGACAUAACCAAACAUCUCCCCUUCAUCUACAACCUCAGCAGCAUAGCCAUCUACACCUACCUUCCAGCAUUCAAGCAAUAUGGCGGUAACGCAAAGGUGGUCCAUUUCCUGGGGAAGACCAAGCCGUGGAGUUACACAUUCGACCCCAAAGCCAGACAGUUUUCAGGCAGCGUGGAUGAGGCCAGCGCACACCCCACCUUCCUUCUCGACUGGUGGACCCUGUACUCCAGCAAGGUGGUGCCGCUGCUGCAGGAGCAAUAUGGAGACCAGCCUUUCUACUCCGGAUGUGUGGAGGGUGAGAGCAGCGGUUUCGCACUCGGGCCCCAGCUGUCUUCAGAGGAACGGAAGCAGAAAUGGGAGCAAGGUCAGGCAGACUACAUGGGAAUGGACUCCUUUGAUAACAUCAAGAGAAAGCUCGACAGUUUUCUCAAAUAAAGAAGCGACAAACCAGGAGAUGAAAAAAUCAGUUUUGGUAUAACAUCUAUCGUUACAGGUCUUGCAGUAUAACAAUAAAAUAAAUUUGCAUUUUAUUUGUUUUCUACCAGUUUAAGAACUAGAUAUGAGUUAAGUCUCCCUCCACCAGCACUAUCUCCGAAAUACUCCAAAGACAGCCGUUCAAAAGGGGAAUGGUUAUCUAAUACUGACGGCUUUAGUUUAUGCAAGACUGUCAUUCAGUCCACCCUGCGACAGGUAUCUGUUCUGCUACACUGUGAAGAAAAACAGGGAGAUUUGUUACAACUUUUUUUUUCACCUGCAUCAUAUUUUUUGCAGUGUUCUUUUUGUCCAACACAGGUUGAACUGGGCCUUCAGUGUGUUGAAGAUCUGCAGUCAUUUACAUGAACACUUUUCUUUUCUUUUUUCUUUUUUUAAUGCAGUCACCGAUCAGUUUUCUAAGCACUAGCAUUUUGAUUUCCUCAUGAGUAAAUGAGUCUUUGCUUUUGAGUUAAGCUGUUAAUCAUCCAUAUAACAUUAUAUUUACGGCACUAUUAAAGGCCACAGCACGUCAUUGAGCCAUAUGUGUACACAUGAUCUUAGUGCCUUAGUGUCACGCUCUUGCUUAUUGAUUAGCAGCUUUUCUGCCACUGGGUAGGUUUUUAACUUUCUUGCAUUGUACUUGUCUAUGAUGUUGGAUAUUAGAGAGGAAUAUUAAAACCAUUAAAGUUUUGGAUUUGGUGCCA